CGUGAGUGGGUGUGUCUGUCUCCCCUCCCGGGCCUGCCAUCCCGGAGAAGAGCUCCGGAAAGCCGGUACUGUGCUCCUAAAGACGGGUUUUGUCUGCGGGGGAUCCGGCUCUGGAAGUGCAACUUUGAGGCCGGGGCGCGGAGGCCGGAUUGAGGGUCCCGCAGGGGAAGGAGCGGAUCCUGUCUGCGUCCUCCGGGAGGAAAGGGGCGGCGGGGCCUGGGAGUUCACACGGGUCUUGGGCGGCUGCGAGAUCGACACAGUCCGGGUCCCUACCGCACGGCGACGCUCGGGAAAGCCCGCCCCGCCCCCAGUCCUCCCCCCUGGGCUUUAGGGAGUGUGGCCGGGAUCCGCCCGGAGCCCAGAAGAAAACUUUUUCCCUGCCAGACCCGGGUCUCUAUUGUCCUUUCUUGGCUGCUGCGGCGGCGACGCCUGAGCGGCCGGCGUCCGGUCCUGCCCGGCUCGCGGCGCCUGGCGCCCUCCGAGGGCAGAGCGUUCGGACCCUGCGCGCCCGAUGGCGGCGGCCGGUGGCCCCUCAGUCCCCGGCGGGCACAGGGUGCCGCGCGCCCUCCGUCCCCAGGCCGCCAGCGCGCCCCCGGCGCGGGGUUAGGGGAGCCCCCACCCGUCUCCCGCCCCCUCGCCUGACUCAUCGGCUGCCCGAGCCCCGCCGGGACGGGGAGGGAGAGCGCGGCCGCCCGCGGCUGCCGAGAUUCCUGCUGACGCGCGGGACCCCGCCGCCUUCUUCGCUCCUCUCGGUAGCGCCUGACGUCCCGACAGCUGCUGGAGUGAGAGCCGGGAGUGACAGCAGAAGAGGCGACCGGACCCCCGAGGCCCCGCUCUCAGGACAGCCGGAAUUCAGGGGACUUACAGAGCACAGAGUCAUUGAUAGGACGCUUCCAAGAGCUUUGAGUGUGCCUGGAGAAAGGACGUAUCUACAUCUCGUAUAAAGGGAAAGACACAGUGGAGAGUCAUUCGUACAUGAAAUGAAUGUGCGAGCGCUGAAAAUCAGCCUUGUGUGAGCGUUGUCAAAUUAGAGAAUAAAAGGUCAAGCUAUGAUAGCAACUGGAGGAGUGAUAACUGGCCUGGCUGCCUUGAAAAGGCAAGACUCUGCCAGAUCACAGCAGCAUGUCAACCUCAGCCCAUCUCCUGCUGCCCAAGAGAAGAAACCAGUCAGGCGUCGGCCCCGGGCUGAUGUUGUGGUUGUUCGUGGCAAAAUCCGGCUUUAUUCCCCAUCUGGUUUCUUCCUCAUUUUAGGAGUGCUCAUUUCCAUUGUAGGAAUUGCAAUGGCCGUCCUUGGAUAUUGGCCCCAAAAAGAGCAUUUUAUUGAUGCUGAAACAACAUUGUCGACGAAUGAAACUCAGGUCAUCGGGAGCCAGGGUGGAGUGGUGGUCCGCUUCUUUGAGCAGCAUUUGCAUUCUGAUAAGAUGAAAAUGCUUGGCCCCUUCACAAUGGGGAUCGGCAUUUUCAUUUUCAUUUGUGCCAAUGCCAUUCUUCACGAAAACCGUGACAAAGAAACCAAAAUCAUACACAUGAGGGAUAUCUAUUCCACGGUCAUUGACAUCCACAUGCUGAGAGUCAAAGAACAGAAGCAAAUGAAUGGCGUGUACACUGGCUUGGUGGGGGAAACAGAAGUGAAACAGAAUGGGGGCUCCUGUGCUUCAAGGCUGGCGGCAAACACCAUCGCCUCUUUCUCGGGUUUUCGGAGCAGUUUUCGGAUGGACAGCUCUGUGGAGGAGGAUGAACUUAUGCUGAAUGAAAGUAAGAGUUUGGGGCAUCUUAUGCCCCCUUUGCUCUCUGACAGCUCUGCCUCUGUCUUUGGCCUCUAUCCACCUCCUUCCAAGACAACCGAUGAUAAAAUCAGUGGCCCUAAGAAAUGUGAAACCAAGUCAAUUGUGUCAUCAUCCAUCAGUGCUUUUACACUGCCUGUGAUCAAACUUAAUAACUGUGUUAUUGAUGAACCCAGUAUAGAUAACAUCACCGAGGAUGCUGAUAACCUCAGAAGCAGGUCAAGGAAUUUGUCAAUGGAUUCCCUUGUGGUCCCUUUGCCCACCACCAGGGAAUCCUGCCAGCCAGGCAGCAUGGUGCUCCCGAGGAAUAAUUCCAUCGGGGAGUCCUUGUCUAGUCAGUACAAGUCUUCUAUGGCCCUUGGACCUGGAGCUGGACAACUGUUGUCUCCUGGAGCUGCUAGAAGACAGUUUGGGUCCAACACAUCAUUGCAUUUGCUCUCAUCACACUCAAAAUCCUUAGAUUUAGACCGGGGUCCCUCUACCCUCACUGUUCAGGCAGAACAACGGAAGCAUCCAAGCUGGCCUCGGUUGGAUCGAAACAAUAGCAAAGGCUACAUGAAACUAGAGAACAAAGAGGAUCCGAUGGACAGGUUGCUUGUGCCACAAGUUGCAGUCAAAAAAGACUUCACCAAUAAGGAGAAGCUUCUUAUGAUUUCCAGGUCUCAUAAUAAUUUGAGUUUUGAACAUGAUGAGUUUUUGAGUAAUAACUUAAAGCGGGGAACUUCUGAAACAAGAUUUUAAUGUUUAUAAAACCUAUCAUUUUACAAGGAUAUACAUUUUAAAACUCUUUUCACCAGUGUUUCCUUCUUAAAGCAUUGGUUGUGAGCCUUUUUAAUCCAAUGGUUCGUAGUUUAUUAGAACUGGCUGGUUAGUUCUGUAAUGGAGAUGGUUAUAUGCUUGGGUGACUAAUGACUGCAGUACUUUGUAUUAUCACAAAUGAUUUUAUUUUUCCAUUCCUUUGAAAGCAUGGUCUCUUUUAUUAAUAUGAAUACAAAAUACUUGCAUCCAAAUUAAAACUCCUUUUCUUUACUUUUCAGUUCUUUCUUUGAUUGUCAUAUUCAUAGGAUGACGUGUCCAAUAUGGAAAAUUUAGGUACCAAAGUGUGAACUAGAGGUAUCAAAUUCAGGCCCAGUAGUCAAUAUAUAUUUAUAAAUGAGUAUCAAUGCAAAUUGUAGCAUGUGAUUUUCUGAAUAACUGCUCUUAUAUUGGUUAAAUUUUUUAAGAGGAAAAAGAUCUAGAUUCUAUGUGAGCUCAAUAAUAUGAAUUGGUUAAGUUGGUUGUGAAUCUUUACUAUCAAUAUCUAUACUAUAGGUAGUAUAUUUUUUUGCCACAUCAAUUCUGUUUUAGUGAUGUUUUAUCAAGAAACCAUGUAUUCAAGAGCCUUGGCUGAGAAUACCAGAUAUUCUUAGAGAUAAGUGUCAAAAUGCUAUUCUCUAUAACUUUAGAAUCAAAAUGUCUUUGCAAUCUGACUUGAAGAAAUCAAUGAACCAAUAAAUAUAGUUUGUAGAAAUGCUACCUUGAAAUAAUUACAUACGUGAAGAAAUUGUUGACUAAUGAAUGACAAUACAUUGCUAGUUCAUGCUAACUAGUCUCAGUACCUUUUUUUAGCCAUCUGUUACCAUCCAAUAUCCACUCAUUUUCACAUACUUAUUUUCCCCCAAUAUUUUGUAGAUCUGCUAUUUGGAAAACAAUCAACUAACCUUAACUUUUUGUUUUAUCUUCACAUACUUGGUGGUUCAAGAAAAUUUAGGCCUUGAUAAAUUGCCUUGAAAUUUACCUUGUGCUGGAAACGAUAACUCUGAAGACUUUACAUUUUUAGGAUUGUGGUCCUCAGUUCCCGAAGAUAAUAAAUAUCAAACUGGAUGUUUCCAUCAGAAA
Nycticebus coucang (slow loris) is the source of this 3662-nucleotide messenger RNA. RefSeq names its product transmembrane protein 200A (gene TMEM200A). Bases 1050 to 2525 code for a protein of 491 amino acids. NCBI's taxonomy places the organism in Eukaryota, Metazoa, Chordata, Mammalia, Primates, Lorisidae. The record is from RefSeq and is a predicted model, not a curated record. The transcript is spliced from 4 exons.